GAGAUGCGUGAGAGUUCAUGACAGACUUGAAGAAGCGUGAAAAACUCGCGCCUUCACAGAUUAUGAGUGAUACACAGCAGUGUGAAAUGGCCGCGCUGGUGGAAAAUGACACGAACUUUAUUCAGAAGAGAAACACCAGCACAACUCAAGACUCCCAGCAGCCGUCACCUUUAGCCUUGCUGGCAGCCACUUGCAGUCGUAUAGAUGAAAAUGAUUCCAUGGAGCAGCAGCCGCGACAAAGCCAACAUGGUACUAAUGGCUGGCACACCAUCCCCGCUGGCACGCAGGUCGUGACCAGUUCCAGCAGCACAGCCUCUCCUAUGAUGGGCUCAGAAGAAAAAAGCAGACAGGCAACUAGUUCUGCUGUACAACAGCAGUUUGUGAUGACGUCCUCACAAAACCUACAAGGUCAACAGGUGCUCACUACCCUGUCUGGUUUGAUGCCAAAUAUCCAUUAUCAGGUUAUCCCACAGUUUCAGACAGUAGACGGACAGCAGCUCCAGUUUAAUCCUGCACCUCAGGAUGUGUCAGCUGCAGCAACAGGUCAGUUUCAGUUUGUGUCCUCUCCCAAUGGCAGCCAGCAGUUCAUUGCAGCCUCCUCCAACCGAGCUGCUGGCACUGGAAACAUCUUAACCAUCCCGGGCCUGUUUCAACAAGCUAUGCCACUACAAAACAUCAGUCUGGGUAAUACUGUGUCGCCCAGUCAGACGCAGUUCCUCGCCAACAUGCCUGUUCCACUGAAUGCCAAUAUUGCCCUGCUGCCAGUGGGAUCUGGUGCUCUUGCUGAAGCUGCAAGUGAUGCAAAUACUGGAGGAUUGUUAGGAACAUCUCAACAUCUGCUCCAGAAUGUCUCCACUUCAACAGACUACAGUACCACCUCCACCAUCACACAGACGGCUGCUGGCGUUGCAACCCCGAGCAGAAAAGGUGUGGCAGGAAAACCUUUCCAGAAUGUUUCCGAUAUAAGAGAUGGACCAAAACCAGGUCAAGCUCAGAUCCUCAUCCAGCCGCAGCAGGUCCUGCAGACCGUUCAGCCCAGUACAAUCUCGGCCGGUGGUCAGGUGUUCGCAACGCAGACCCUGUCACAGGAUGGAUUGCAGAACGUUCAGAUCCAGACCAUCGCGAACGGCAGUCCUAUCCUUAUCCGCACCAUUGGUCAGAACGGGCAGGUGAGCUGGCAGACGCUUCAGCUACAGAGUCCCCCUAACACGCAAAUCACGCUGGCACCGCUGCCACAGCUCACACAGACUGGGGCUGCAGGGACCAUGCAACUCUCUGGUCUUCAAACCAUCAAUCUAAACAUGCUGGGCAACACAGAUCUGCAGAUGCAUCAGCUGCAGGGUGUUCCCAUCACCAUCGCCAAUGCAACAGGUGAUGUGGCUGGUACAGCUCCAGACAGUCUGGAAGACAGCAGCAUGCUGGAUGAGAAUAUGGAGAGCAGCCCAACACCCACCAGCAGACGUACACGGAGGGAAGCCUGCACCUGCCCAUACUGCAAAGACGGAGAGGGACGUGACCCCAGUAAAAAGAAGCAGCAUAUCUGUCAUAUCCCCGGCUGUGGGAAGGUCUAUGGGAAGACAUCUCACUUACGAGCACACUUACGCUGGCACACCGGAGAGAGACCCUUCGUUUGCUCUUGGUCGUUUUGUGGGAAGCGUUUCACACGCUCUGAUGAGCUGCAGCGACACAAAAGAACACACACAGGUGAAAAGAAGUUCUCAUGUCCUGAGUGUCCCAAACGUUUCAUGCGUAGCGACCACCUGUCCAAACACAUCAAGACCCAUUUGAAUAAGAAAAGUGCUUCCGGUGCUGCAAGCACCAAUGACAACAGUGGCACCACUGUGGCCGCCACUGACAGCUGCACUGCAGGUGAUGCUACGACUGAUCAGCAAACUCUCGUAGCCAUGGACACGCUGUCAUCAGAGGGGUUUGCGCAGUUGGCGCCCAGUGGCAUCAGUGUCAUGCAAGUCACAGAUUUGCAUUCCAUUAAUCUGAACAGCAAUGGUUAUUAACGAACGCUGGAGUGUGUUUAGUGUGAAUGCGCUGCAGAUUGUAGUCAUUACAACAUCUGAUAAAGCACAGACCCGAGUGCGAGCAACAGCCAUGACGGAUGAUUUAAGAGCUAGAAUGAGAUGUGAUGCACCUCGAAGGUGUUUGUUUACCUCAUCCUCGCUGAUACUCCUGAAUCUUUCUUUUCUUGCAUCCCUCCUAUGUGUAUUCUGAAUCCUUUCAGCUUUCCUUUUCCCACCAUUAACUGAUACCUUGAACUUAAAUCAUGUUGUGCUUAUCUAGGUUUCACUCAGUGGCCCUCUUGAAGUCCAGAAGAAAUUAUCAAUUGGGUUACAACAGUACAACUUGAGAGUUGGAAACUGAAAUGUCAUAGUUGUCUUUUUUCAUCUUUAAUAGUGUACUCAUAAGCCAUCAUGCUCUCAUGUAUUGACCACAGGAAAAAAAAUUUGAUACAGUUUUGCUUUGUUUUUGUACAUAGGGAAAAAUAACUUAAGUAUGGAACAAUGUAAAUUCUAAAAUUGCCUUUGUUUUGUGAAUGUGUAUAUGAAUUCUACCUUAAGUUUGUCUUAAGCUUAAAUGUCACAAUUUUUAUAUUAUGUAGAUCUUCUAUAACUUGCUUUUAUUUUUUGUAUUGCUUUAGUUUUUGUCCUCAAAUACAAUACAAUACACACAAGCUACAGUAAAUAUGUGCAAUUGAUUAAGGCUAAAUGUUCUAGUUUUCUUGGUCACUUUGGUCUUAAUCAGUAAAUUAUCGGGAACAAUUUUCACCAGUUAAAAUCGAAAUGCCUUAAACUCUGCAUUCCAGAAGUAUAUCUUAUGACUGAAAUAAAACCAUAGCUUUUCACUUUUUAUAAUAUGUUAACUCUGGUGACUCAUGGUCUUAGUCUUGGUGUUAAGCAUUUGUUAUUAUUAAAUUAGGAAUAACUACAUAAAGACAUUUAGCAUUUGUAAUUUAAAAUGUAACUUCUCUAUAUGUUUGAAGUGAUAUUUCACAUGCAUUAACAUUUUGCGGUAGUUGUAUCAAUGUACAUGAGAUUGUGUGCCCCCCUUUUUUUUAUAUACUUCCUAAAUUUGUGUGCCCCCUUUUUUUUAUAUACUUCCUAAAUGACUGAUGAGGACAUGUUUUGCAACUUGUGAUCACCACUAUAAGAAAAGAUUUUAUAUUCCCACUGUUCACAUUUACAUUGAUAAGAUUGAUAAGGGCAGAAACUAGUAGUUCCCAUGAGGUUAUGUUGAACCCCUUAAAAAUGGACAAAAUUUACGUGCAAUGAGGAAAGCCCGCGAUAGCUCCCCCUAGUGCAGGGGUUGGCAACCUAUGCUGGCACUCGGAGGGGUAAUCACUG
Molecule: messenger RNA, 3353 nt
Organism: Xyrauchen texanus (razorback sucker)
Lineage: Eukaryota; Metazoa; Chordata; Actinopteri; Cypriniformes; Catostomidae
Product: transcription factor Sp1-like
Exons: 6
Coding region: 18-2012 (664 amino acids)
Biological process (GO): regulation of transcription by RNA polymerase II
Molecular function (GO): DNA-binding transcription factor activity, RNA polymerase II-specific; RNA polymerase II cis-regulatory region sequence-specific DNA binding
Source: RefSeq, a predicted model, not a curated record